Messenger RNA from Nerophis ophidion (straightnose pipefish), 1573 nucleotides. Its product is annotated as transcription factor 21. Bases 82 to 795 code for a protein of 237 amino acids. Gene Ontology annotation, molecular function: protein dimerization activity; RNA polymerase II transcription regulatory region sequence-specific DNA binding; DNA-binding transcription factor activity, RNA polymerase II-specific. The transcript has 3 exons. Lineage: Eukaryota; Metazoa; Chordata; Actinopteri; Syngnathiformes; Syngnathidae. Gene Ontology annotation, biological process: developmental process; regulation of transcription by RNA polymerase II. The record is from RefSeq and is a predicted model, not a curated record.
AGACUUGAGAAUGGAGCAGAAAAACAUGGAGGCCCCGCAAGUAUUUAACGCCAGGCUCACCCGCACCGCCGCGACACAACCAUGGAGGACGUGCUGUUUGACCUGGACCAGGACGUCGCCGCCGCCGACUUCGCCUUUUGGGGUCCCAUGGACCAGAACCCACAGUUCCAGACCCAGCUGGACACCUUCCUGCUGGACUGCACGGCGUCCGGCGAGCAGCUGUCGCCCUGGUCCUCCCUGGGCUGCCAGUCGGUGUUCCCGGAGGCCCAGCUCACCUUCACCGACCUGGACGUGCAGUCCCCGGCCGCCGCCGCCGCCGCCGCCGACGCGGCCGCCGAGUCGGACGACUUCUCCGGGGACGACGGCACGCCGCUGGCGGCCAAGCGCCACCACGGCCGGGCGGCGCACCGGCUGCAGGUGUCGCACCAGCCCUACAAGGUGCAGCGCCACGCCGCCAACAUCCGGGAGAGGAAGCGGAUGUUGAGCAUCAAUUCCGCCUUCGAGGAGCUUCGCUGCCACGUCCCGACGUUCCCUUACGAGAAGCGCCUGUCCAAGAUCGACACCCUCAGGCUGGCCAUCGCCUACAUCGCCCUCCUCCGGGAGAUCCUCCUGUCGGGCUGCGACCCCAAGUCGUACGUGGAUGAAUGCAUGAAGAACGGAUACAAGAACCAAACCAACGCCAUUUGGAACACCAGCGUGAGUUUAAUAUUACCUGAUAGUCGGAGGGGUGUCUCCACGGGUGUCUCAGGGGAGUCGACGGCAACUAUGGACACCACAAGCUCAGCUUUUCUCUGAUCUGACAGCCCGUCUCUCUUGGAUAAAGUGGGAUUAAGUUCAGGAGCUCGGGGCACCCCCAAUGAGGAGACCCCUCUCCAUGUCAAAGGCAGGCGGGCCGCCGUCAUGAUCGACAUCUGCAGACUUCUCACUGGGUCGCGCACCUCGGGCUCUCUCAACCCCCUCCCCAGCCCCGGUGCACUCCUUUCGCCGCCGUGUCUUUGAAUAUUGUAAUUUAUUGUUGACUGGUCAUUGGCAGCUGUUGCCAGUGAGGAAAGGGCGUCGGCAUUGUGUGCCCAAAUGGAUGGCACUUGUCACGCCAUGGGGUGGGGGAGGGGGGGUACUGGCACGAGACUCAAUGACUUCCAGGGCUCCUGCAUCCAGCGUUCAAGUGUUUUGAUUCACGAGUCUUCAUGUCAAUGUGUGAGAAAGAGCCUUGAUCAUGUAAAUGAGACGACGUGUUUUAGAAUGUCAGGUGCGUUUUGCAAAGGCGCCGACGUGCCUGCUUGUGUACAGUUUAUUUAUGUAUUUAUUUAUUUAUUUAUGUAUUUAUCGAGCUCCGAUCUUCUAUUUAUUUUUUUGAAAAAAAAAAAAAAAUGCACAUGUUGUAAUUUAUUGUUCUGUUAGUGACACAAUUGUGAUGAUUUUUUGCAUAUUUGUAAAUGCUGAUACACUGACUGACCCGGGAUCUUAUUAUGACUGCUUGCACAAUUUCAUGAGAUCCACGCCAUUAAUGUAAUAAAAACAUUCUGCCUUAAAGAAGUGAUGGAUUGACAGUCAUAAAGGGAAAUAUCAAUCA